Molecule: messenger RNA, 6715 nt
Organism: Acanthaster planci (crown-of-thorns starfish)
Lineage: Eukaryota; Metazoa; Echinodermata; Asteroidea; Valvatida; Acanthasteridae
Product: sodium- and chloride-dependent glycine transporter 2-like
Biological process (GO): amino acid transport; nitrogen compound transport; sodium ion transmembrane transport
Cellular component (GO): plasma membrane
Molecular function (GO): glycine:sodium symporter activity
Source: RefSeq, a predicted model, not a curated record
UUUUUGUUCUAUCCUUUUGCUCUGUUUUGUUUGUUCCUGCAGCGCUCUCUCCUUCACUCUGAGGUAGAGCCCUAAGUCAGAGAAGGCCUAAAUUGGUACGGGUAAGAUGGAAAAGCUUCGUGAGGAUGAUGUGACUGAUUGGGACAAGAUGAAACCGGCGGACGACGGGAGCAAAUACGGCAGGGACCUAAGCGAGGAGCCAGGGGAGAGGGGCAACUGGUCGGGCAAACUGGACUUCAUCCUCUCCUGCGUUAGCUAUGCCGUGGGGCUCGGCAACAUCUGGCGCUUUCCGUUUUUGUGUUUUGAAAACGGAGGAGGUGCCUUUCUGCUGCCAUACGUAUUGAUGAUGCUCGUGGUUGGGAUGCCAGUCUUCUUUCUUGAGAUGGCAAUGGGGCAAUUCUCAAGCCUUGGUUGCCUUAGUGUUUGGAAGUGCGCUCCGACAGCCAAAGGUCUUGGAUACGGCAUGCUGAUGAUUGCCGCCGUCAUCGCCUGCUACUACAAUGUCAUCAUCGCCUACACCCUCUUCUACCUCUUUGCCUCCUUCACGAAGGAAGUCCCCUGGAAAACGUGCGACAAUGAGUGGAACACACCGACCUGCAGGGUCACCAAGGCGUGCAAAGACUGCAAUGACUCUUUCAACGACACCUAUGUCGAUAAUAACACCUUCAGCUCCGACGAAAUGUACGACUACGCUUCCUUUAAUGCAUCCACGGUGAAUGUUUCCUGGACGAGACCGAGCGAAGAAUACUUCAACUAUCGAAUGCUUGACGUGUCAGACGGCAUCCAUUACCUCGGUGAAGUCAAAUGGGAACUAACUCUAUGCCUAUUGCUAGCAUGGAUCUUAGUUUUCUUGAGUUUAGCCAAAGGAAUACAAUCAUCCGGAAAGGUGGUGUACGUGACGUCUACUUUCCCAUACUUUGUCCUCAUUGCUUUGUUUAUCCGCGGUAUAACGCUGGAGGGCGCUGUGGAUGGCAUUAUUUUCUACAUGAAGCCGAUUCCAACUAAGCUGCUACUUCCAAAGGUUUGGCAAGACGCGGCAGUUCAGGUACUUUUUUCUCUUGGAUGCUCUUUUGGCACUUUGCACACACUAUCCAGCUAUAACAAGUUUCACCACAACACGCUCAAAGAUGCCGUGAUUGUAUCGUGGCUUGACUGUCUCACGAGUAUUUUCGGCGGGUUUGUGGUCUUUUCUGUGCUGGGUUUCAUGGCGCAGGACACUGGCACCACUGUCGACAAAGUGGUCGACUCAGGUCCGGGUCUUGCCUUUAUCGUCUAUCCGGAAGCCAUUGCACGCAUGCCGCUUGCCCCUCUUUGGUCAAUCUUAUUCUUCACCAUGCUGUUCAUGCUAGGCAUUGGAAGUGAGUUCACGCUGUUCGAAGCGGUCCUCACAGGACUAGUGGACGACCUGGAGAAAAACAUCAAGAAUUUCCGGAAGUAUAAGACCUGGCUAACCUUAGGCCUUUGCAUCGUCAGUUUCCUUAUGGGACUUCCCAUGGUCACCCAGGGUGGCGUUCAUAUCGUAACGUUGCUGAACACGUUUGUUGCAAAUAUCAAUUUCCUCAUCGUGACAACCACCGAGAUGAUAGUCAUCGCACAUAUUUACGGAGUGAACAGGUUUUUGGCUGACAUGCAGGCCAUGCUUGGUUUUAAACUCAGCAUUUACUGGAAGAUAUCGUGGUGGAUUGUGGCUCCAGUUGUGCUGCUGUGUGUAACAAUUGCCUCUAUCGCCUUAUACACGCCAUUGAAAUACGGCGAUGGUAAUCCCUAUCCGGACUGGGCACAAGCCAUCGGCUGGAUUAUCUCACUAUCAACGCUGGUGCCUGCACUGGUUUACCCGAUUUAUUAUAUGCACGGUCUUCAAGGGAAUGUAUUCGAGCGGGUACGACUCUCCAUGAAGCCAACGGCGGACUGGGGCCCCGCACUCGACAAGGACCGGGUGGCGACAGGGUACAGCGCUCUCUCUGGUACUGACACGGAGUGCGAACAAAUGGUCGAGCGUGAAAAUGACACGAAGGACAGUGAGACCAAAAUCUGAAACACAUUCCAUGUGAAUUGUGAUCAGGAGGUUAUCGACGUGAGUACUUUGACACUGAGUUAAGGAUCUGGCUGCUAUGUAAAAGUUAAUAAACUUUGCAAAAGAAAAUGUGUAGUUCGCUGUGUUCUACUCAUAAAUCGCAGCCUUGUGUCUUUAACUUGUAUGACAUCCUAGCUUGUACCACCUUCGGUAUGUCUCUGGUUUUAACUUUUUGUUCAAAAGACUUUAACAUGUUUUGUUGGUUAACUUGUGAACGGCUGGUAUCGUAAAAUUAGGCAAAAAAUGACCAAAUUGUACGCAUGACAAUUUUGAAAUGAUUUCAAGCCGCGUUUGGUAUCACAGAAACUUUACUCUGAUGGCAACGAACACCACGCAGCGCGCGUAUUUUGGAAAGUGACAAUUUUCCAAUAAAUCGAAGAGGAGUGUAAAGUUCGCGUGUGUAUACCACUUGUAUGCUAUCCUGGUGCCACAGCAGUAAUGGCUCUAACUAAAGAAGCCUUACAAAGAUACCACGACUUACAUGACAAACAUAAAAUAUGGGGGAAUCUGCAAUGCCAUCCUCGUCGCUGUACGCACGACUUGUCCAUGUGCAGGUGAAAUUUCUGCUUACUUAAAACAGUGAUGGUUGCUUCUUAUUUAACUUUAAUUCCGACAAUAUUUUUCUAAACAAACCCCCCCAAAAAUGAGGGUCCUCAGCUUCGAAAACCUUAACAAUUGAUUGUUAACGUUAAAGUGGCUAAGUCAGAGAUGCCAACUGCCAACAGGGUUGUCUGUUUAAAAUCACCUUAAUUUAAAUCACCGAUUUAAAUCGCGAUUUAACGCAACUGACUUUUUGAAGAAAAAAAAUCACCGAUUUCAAUAAACAUAUAUAUUUUUAAAAAGACAAAAAGUGACAAUUUUUCAAUAAAUCGAAGAGUAGUGUAAUGUUCGCGUGUGCAUACCACUUGUAUACAUGUACCAGCCUAGUGCCACAGCAGUAAUGGCUCUAUACACAACUAAAGAAGCCUUACAAAGAUACCACGACUUACAUAACAAAAUUGCCCUGUUUUCCCUUGAUAAUACCCUAACUCUUCCCUAUCUGAACUAUUGCAAUUUUAUCUGGGCAUCCUCUACUUACAAUCACCUGCUUCCUCUGAUCACACUCCAGAAGCGAGCCACUAGGAUUUGCACACUUUCACACCCUCGGGACCAUACUGCACCUCUUUUUUCUAGACUCCACACAUUAACUCUGACAUCAACAAAUUACACAUCGGCAUUUUCAUGUAUACGUUCACUAUAACAAACUUCUUCCUUCUACCUUUCAUCCUACUUUUCAGCAUUUCACGAUACUCAUGGGCACAGCACUCAAACAGUCUCUAAACAAUCGCUAUGUUCCUUUCACCCGCACAGCAUACACUUUUAGAACACUUCACGCAUAAUUCCUUCUUGUCAUUGUUAAUAUAAGUACCAAAUUUGUUAUCGUUAUUUUCCAUUAAUUUUAUUUCCGUCAUAAGGUAUUCCCCCGUACGCUAAUUUAGUGCUGUUGUUGUUUGUUUUCUUGCUUUUUGUGUGUCUCUCUGUAAAGUUUGUUUUGUCCAGGUAUUUUCAAUACAAGCGUUCCGACUUCUGAAAAAGCCCCCAAAUUGGGUUUUCCUUUACUUACGUACAUCUUGUCUUUGUUACUCUGUAACUACCUCUCGAUUUAUAUAUUUGUACUGUUAUUGUUUACUCUUCCUGAUCUUCACCAAUAUGGACAUAAACGUCAUAUUGAAUUGAAUUGAAAAUAAAAUAUCGGGGGAGUCUGCAAUGUCAACCUCGUCGCUGUAUGCAAGACUUGUCCAUGUGCAGGUGAAAUUUCUGCUUGCUUAAAACAAUGAUGGUUGCUUAUAAUCAAACUAUUUAACUUUAAUUCCGAACAUAUUAAAAAAAAAAAAGGGUCCUCUGCUUCGAAAAAUUUAACGGUUGAUUGUUAACGUUAAAGUGGCUAAGUCAGAGAUUAACUGCCAAAAAGAAAUAUUGUGAAUAUACUGAGUUUGGGUUUAUGAUCUUCACUAAUGUAUGAGAAGUUUAAAUAUCAGUUUCACUUGUACCCAUGUUUGGUGCGAUAUUUUGAUCUCACCGCACUAUAUUUGUCGAUAACUCCGCCAUCAGCCAACAUCAACAUUUCCAAAUCUCCAAUAAAAGGUGAGACGUUAAAUGUGUGCGGUAAAGGUGGGCAAGCGUAUUGCUCUCUUCGGAAACCUAGUUUAAUACUCCAGAAUCCAGUUCAAAAUUUCUCUUCGACAACUUUAAUAGAAUUUUAAUUAUUAAACAUUGAGUGUAAAUUUUCAGAUUGCUCGUUGUAACAGUUACUUAAAAAGGAAACAACGAAAACGGAAAAGAAUUGGAAGUGAAAUUUUUCCAAAUGUAGCGCCAUCCACAGAGCUUUCUAUGGCCUAAAGAGAUUAUAUGUGUCUGUUCGCGAGAGUAACAAACCAUGAAAUGCAUGGUUAGAGUGGUUUUUUUAAAAGAAGUAAACCUGUUAAUUUAAAUUAACCUGUUUGGACUUUGUGACUUUGUUCCAGCCCUUCUGAAAAUGGGUCCAAAGUUUAAAAAUACAUUUGGCCGAUUUAUAUAACUGUUUUCUCUUCCACAAUUGGAGAGAUAUAAAUUUGGAUAUCUAAUUAGUUCUUUGCCCAAGAGUCCUGCAUUUAUUGUUGUUAUACCCUAACAUGGCACAUGGCGCCAACAGUGGCGGACUGUGAUUUGGGGACUUCUUGUACCUUGCUAUGGAGCAAUGGUUUUUACAUAGAAUUUCUCAAUAAGAGAAAUUUCAACUUGCAGGAUUCGCUACAGCUGCAAGUUGCCAGCGUGCAUUGUCGCCAAAUGUCAAAUUUAGAUUAACAAACCAUGGCUUCGGUCGUGCUUAGGCCCUAACUGGCGUUGAUAAAUGUACAUGGCUAUGAAGGUAUGCAUUUAGACGGCAAAAUGCACUUGCCUACUUGUCUGAGUUACUCCCCGAGAUUAGUGAACAGGAAUCUAGCGCGCAAACCAAAUAUCCAUAUUACGAUCCCAAGUUCAUUCAGGUUAUUGCCUUACAGAUGUUUGCCCCUCCAGUCGAAUAGUAACAUAAGCAACAGCCUGGGUACCUGGGAUCCACACUUAAAUUUGCUAGACACUGGUGUCAGGCAUCUCAUUUGUUCGGGUAAGCCUAGGGGCCUACCAUGAGCAGAAUCAUAAUGCAUGUACAUAGGCCGACUACGCGUCACUUAAACCUGGUUGUAACUGUAAUUAGAAUUUGAAACAACUCACCUUUAAUUUUGCCUUCUAAGCAAACUGUUCAGCGGGCCAACUUGUUUCAUGAUGUUUAGAACUAGCUUUUUAUAAAAUAGCGUCUUUCUGCACCGUUGAAUUGGGUCUAUCUUGGCAGACGUCAACACACGAACACAGUGAAUUUAUUAAUUAAAGCAGAUCUCUCUCGUACAUGAUGUAGGCUCGGCGGUCACUAGCCACACGGGUCCGACAUAAACGACAUAGUCUCGCUUUCAAUUCAUCUUGACCCUCCUCAGUUUGCUACCAGCUGUUUUUGUCAAUCUAUUUACUAUCAACUUUCCGACAAAUACAUGAAUAUGUCGGUGGUUCAGUGCAAUGAAAGGAAAAACGCUGGGUUGAGAGAAGAUCGUCGUGGACACGUCUCUUUCGAGGAUGGCGCCAUUUUGUUUUUCAACCUUAACCUCAAUCUCAACUUUCAACCUCGUUCAAGAAAUCGGCAUGAAGAUUAUUUUUCGUGCCGAGACAUUCAUUACAAAUAAAGAUAGUAUUGUUUGCUCUAAGUAAUUGUUUCAUGCGAAUCUUGCAUUGUAGGUUCUUUUUUCUCUCGUGAAAAUUUUGAUCAAUGUUUUCUUUUUAUUCUAAACUGUAAUGAGGCAUAGUCCUAGGCCUCUAUGAUGAAAUCCUUCCAAGUCAGAGGGAAACUGUCGGCCUAUACGUUUCUUUGGAAACUCGUAGGCUUAUUUGCCAGAGAAUUCCAAGGUGAAAUUAAAAUCUUGCGCGAAUGAGCGGGAAGUCCAGCAUUUGUUGACAGACUACAUAUUGGUGAACAUGCAGAACAAACGGAAAUUUUAAUUAAUUCCCCAAUUUCCCCCCUCUUCCCCUUCCACGCACGCUCCCGCGGGAACCAGUAACCUUUUCUAAGCCUUAGAUUUGAUAAGAUGGAAGCAAAAUAAAAUAAGAGCCGAACAUACCAAUAGUCAGAAAUGUCCCAAAUUAAAGUGAAACGAUUAUUUAUUGAACAACCCUUACAACUGCCAACUGAUCAGUGAAAAGGACAGCAAAAUCAAUCCAAUUUUUAUGAAAUCAAUUUAUGUCAGGACUGCAUUUUGCGGACAAAGAUUUUAGAAGCAUUACAAAUAUCCGAAUAAAGGAGUCGUGCAAGUUAUUUUUACAUUAAUGGCGGAAAAUAGAUAAAGAUAGAUUUAUACAUUUCAUGAUGUAAUUGCUUUUUUAUUGGUGAAAAGAUAAUCAGCACCAAGAGAUCUUUUUCAGUGUAGAAAUUUUAAUGUAUGUACUUGCUAACGUUUGUUUAGAUUAAAAUUUUAAUCUGCGUUGCUCUAAAUCUACUGAACUUUAAAGAAAGCGGAAGCAAAAGUAACAUGAUCAUUCCUACAUCUAUUAUACAACCAAAGAGACAGGAAAAUGUAUCUAUGCAAUUUCAGAAAAAAA